Messenger RNA from Melanotaenia boesemani (Boeseman's rainbowfish), 9079 nucleotides. RefSeq names its product filamin-C-like. The record is from RefSeq and is a predicted model, not a curated record. Gene Ontology annotation, molecular function: actin filament binding. Gene Ontology annotation, biological process: actin cytoskeleton organization. NCBI's taxonomy places the organism in Eukaryota, Metazoa, Chordata, Actinopteri, Atheriniformes, Melanotaeniidae. The coding region runs from base 362 to 8587 and encodes 2741 amino acids. The transcript has 47 exons.
CAGCUUCAGCAGUGCUGCUCCAGUUCACCUGCUACAGAACUCCGCUUUUCACAAAUCUUCUCAGAGCCAAAAUAAAGAGGAACGACUUGUCAAGAGGGCGCCAAUUAAAAGAAAAGGAAAAAGUGAAAAAGGGACAACCAGUUGCCUCGUAAAUCGGAUAUUUUAAUCAAUCACUAUCUUGACACAAGUGGUCUCUUCGCAAGUACUUCCGAAGAAUCUCGAGGCUGCUUUUUAAACUAAUCCAAGCUUGGAACUUUCCUCCGUGAGCGCGCGCGCUUGCCAUCGACCUGUUAAAGUUUUCUGCGCUGCUUCAACACACAAGUGUCACCGAGGUAUAAAAGUGGACACUGAAAAAGCAAUCAUGAUGAGCAAUAACUACGGUGACGACCAGCUGCCUCCCCAGUACUACCAGGCCACUGACUUUGGGGAAGAGGAGGACGAAGAGAUGCCAGCCACGGAGAAGGACUUGGCCGAGGAUGCGCCAUGGAAGAAGAUCCAACAGAACACCUUCACCAGGUGGUGCAACGAACACCUGAAGUGCGUCAACAAGUCCAUCACCGACUUGCAGAAGGAUUUUAGCGAUGGGCUGAAGCUCAUUUCACUCUUGGAAGUAUUGAGCCAGAAGAAAAUGUACAGAAAGCACCACACGAGGCCCAACUUUCGUCAGAUGAAACUGGAAAAUGUUUCUGUGGCGCUUGAGUUCCUGGACAGAGAACAUAUUAAACUGGUUUCAAUAGAUAGCAAAGCCAUUGUGGAUGGGAAUCUAAAGCUGAUCCUGGGUCUUAUCUGGACUCUCAUCCUCCACUACUCCAUCUCAAUGCCCAUGUGGGAUGAUGAGGAUGAUGAGGAGGUGAAGAAGUUGACCCCCAAACAACGUUUGUUGGGCUGGAUCCAGAACAAGGUGCCCCAGCUGCCCAUCAACAAUUUCAACCGUGACUGGCGGGACGGUAAAGCCCUUGGAGCCCUGGUUGACAACUGUGCCCCUGGUUUGUGUCCUGAUUGGGCAGACUGGGACCCAAACCAGCCUGUGCAGAAUGCCAGAGAAGCCAUGCAACAGGCUGAUGACUGGUUGGGUGUGCCUCAGGUGAUUGCUCCAGAGGAAAUUGUGGACCCAGAUGUGGAUGAACACUCAGUCAUGACAUACCUGUCUCAGUUCCCCAAAGCAAAACUGAAGCCUGGGGCUCCUCUUAGACCAAAACAGCUGUUUCCAGAUAAGGCCAAAGCCUAUGGCCCAGGCAUUGAGCCUCAUGGAAACAAAGUUCUGCAACCAGCUGUGUUCACUGUGGAGACCCUGGAAGCUGGUAGUGGUGAAGUCCUGGUGUACGUGGAGGAUCCCGAAGGGCACAAAGAGGAGGCUAAGGUUAAACCAAACAAAGACAAAAACCGAACCUACACCGUCACCUAUGUCCCAAAAGUUGAGGGCGUCCACAAGGUUAAAGUGUUGUUUGCAGGUCAGGACAUUGACAAAAGUCCCUACUCUGUGAAUGUGACGAAGGCUAUGGGCGACCCCAAAAAGGUCCAUGCCAGGGGACCAGGUCUGGAGCCUACAGGCAACAUAGCCAACAAACCCACCUACUUUGACAUUUACACAGCUGGUGCUGGUCAUGGAGAUGUCAGUGUGGUCAUCGUCGAUCCUCAGGGCAAAAACGACACAGUGGAGCUCAUCCUGGAGAAUAAGGGUGACAGUGUUUUUCGUUGCACCUAUCGCCCUGUGCUGGAGGGGCCUCACACAAUUCACGUGCUGUUUGCUGGCCAGGAGAUCCCCAAGAGUCCUUACAAUGUCAACAUCGCGGAGGCUCCAACUGUUGCUCCUCCCAUGGGAGCUCCACUGCAGAUAGCUCCUCAAUCAGUGCGUGCCCCUCCGGGAGCGAAGGGGGCUCCCCCUCCAAAACCUGGCCGUCCAACCAUAAACCCAAAUGCAUGCAGAGCUACUGGCAGAGGGCUUCAGCCUAAAGGUGUGAGAGUAAAGGAGGUUGCAGACUUCAAAGUUUUCACCAAAGGAGCUGGCAGCGGUGAACUGAAUGUCUCAGUCAAAGGACCAACUGGAGCAGAGGAGCAAGUGAAAGUGCGAGAUGCAGGAAAUGGAGUGUAUGAGUGUGAAUAUUUCCCCCUUAAACCUGGUAAAUACACAGUAAGCAUUACUUGGGGAGGCCAGCCCAUCCCACGUAGCCCCUUUGAGGUGGAGGUGAGUGAGGAGGCGGGUAUUCAAAAGGUGAGGGCCUGGGGUCCUGGUCUGAAGACUGGCAUGGUGGGAAAAUCUGCUGACUUUGUGGUAGAGGCCAUCGGCACUGAAGUUGGGACACUGGGCUUCUCCAUCGAAGGCCCAUCACAGGCUAAAAUUGAAUGUGAUGAUAAGGGUGAUGGCUCAUGUGACGUACGCUACUGGCCCACUGAGCCUGGAGACUAUGCUGUCCAUGUAAUUUGCGAUGAUGAAGACAUCAAGGACAGUCCCUUCAUGGCUCACAUUCUCCCUGCAGCCAAUGAUGUGUUCCCAGAGAGGGUAAAAGCCUACGGGCCAGGCUUACAGCCAACUGGUGUCAUUGUGAACAAACCAACUGAGUUCACCAUUGAUGCCCGCAUGGCUGGGAAGGGUCACCUCAAGAUCUAUGCACAGGACGCUGAAGGCUGCACCAUCAAUAUUAAGAUCACUGACCGGGGAGACGGCACAUUUGUGUGUAUAUACACUCCUGUCAAGCCAAUCAAACACACCAUCAUUAUCACCUGGGGUGAGGUCAAUGUGCCCAACAGCCCCUUCAGGGUGCUGGUUGGAGAGGGCUCCCAUCCUGAUAAAGUCAAAGUCUAUGGGCCUGGAGUGGAGAAGACAGGGCUCAAAGCUAAUGAGCCAACAUACUUCACAGUGGACUGCAGUGAAGCUGGUCAAGGAGACAUUAGCAUUGGAAUCAAGUGUGCCCCGGGGGUGGUUGGCCCCGCUGAAGCUGACAUCGACUUUGACAUCAUCAAGAAUGACAAUGACACCUUCACCGUGAAGUACACUCCCCCAGGUCCAGGCCGAUACACCAUCAUGGUGCUGUUUGCUGACCAGGAAAUUCCAACCAGUCCAUUCAAAGUCAAGGUGGACCCUUCCCAUGACGCUGGGAAGGUGAGAGCAGAGGGUCCAGGACUUAACAAGACAGGUGUGGAGGUGGGCACUCCAACCCACUUCACCAUCUACACAAAAGGAGCUGGAAAGGCCAAGCCUGAGGUGCAUUUUUCAGCAUCAGGCCCUGGAGAGGUGGUUCGUGACUUCGAGAUCAUCGAUAAUCAUGAUUAUUCCUACACUGUCAAGUACACGGCUCUUCAACAGGGUAACAUGGCAAUUUCUGUGACUCAUGGAGGAGAUCCCAUUCCUAAGAGCCCCUUCCACAUCACAGUGGCACCAGCUAUGGAUAUUGGCAAGGUGAAAGUGGACGGGUUAGACACCAAAGUGGAGGUUGGAAAGGAUCAGGAGUUCACAGUUAACACAAAGGGGGCUGGUGGGCAGGGCAACGUAGGUGUGAAGAUGACAUCUCCCUCUGGCCGUCCAAUCCCAUGCAAGCUGGAGUCAGACAAAGACAAAGGCACUCACAGUGUGAAGUACAUCCCCCCAGAGGAGGGACAGUACAAGGUUGAUGUCAGCUAUGAUGGGAACCCUGUCAUGGGAAGCCCCUUUGGGGUUGAAGCAGUCAUGCCAGCUGAUUCUUCAAAGGUGCGAGCCUUUGGCCCGGGCCUGCAGGGCGGCAUUGUGGGUAAACCAGCUCCAUUCACUAUUGACACAAAGGGAGCUGGUGCUGGUGGGCUGGGUCUGACAGUGGAGGGUCCGUGUGAAGCAAAAAUUGAGUGCCAAGACAAUGGUGAUGGCACGUGUUCAGUGUCCUACCUUCCAACUGAGCCUGGUGAAUAUGCCAUCAACAUCCUGUUUGCAGAGCAGCACAUACCUGGCUCUCCCUUCAAAGCUGCUGUUCGCCCAGCCUACGAUCCUAGCAAAGUAAUGGCCAGCGGACCAGGUCUGGAGAGAGCCAAGGCAGGUGAACCGGCUACCUUCACUGUGGACUGCACCAGAGCAGGUGAUGCUGAGCUCACCAUUGAGAUUGUGUCAGAGACUGGGGUGAAAGCUGAAGUGCACAUCCAGAAAACUGCAGAGGGAACCUUCUCUGUCACGUACAUCCCAUCUUUCCAUGGAUCACACACCAUCACUAUAAAAUAUGGCGGCCACAUGAUUCCCUAUUUUCCAAAGGUCCUGCAGGUUGAGCCUUCUGUUGACACAAGUGGAGUUCAUGUCUAUGGGCCUGGAGUGGAGCCCAGAGGAGUCCUCAGGGAAGUUACAACCCACUUCAUUGUUGAUGCCCGUGCCCUCAACAAAGUUGGAGGUAGCCACGUAAAGGUUCACAUUAUCAACCCCUCUGGCGCCAACACAGACACGUACAUUACUGACAAGGGAGAUGGUACUUACCGAGUGGAGUAUACAGCCUUUGAGGAUGGAAUGCAUCUCAUUGAAGUAGUGUAUGAUGAUGCGCCUGUUCCAAAGAGCCCCUUCAGAGUCUCUGUGGUUGAAGGAUGUGAUCCCACUCGAGUCCGUGCCUAUGGGCCAGGUCUGGAGGGAGGAAUAACCAAUAAGCUUAACUGUUUCACCGUGGAGACCAGGGGUGCUGGUACAGGAGGUCUGGGUCUGACCAUCGAAGGAGCCUCUGAGGCCAAAAUAUCUUGCAAGGACAACAAAGAUGGCAGCUGCAGUGUGGAAUAUGUCCCCUUCACUCCUGGAGACUACGACGUUAAUAUUACUUAUGGAGGUCAACUGAUCCCUGGUAGUCCGUUUCGUGUGCCUGUGAAAGAUCCAGUGGACCCAAGCAAAGUAAAAUGCUCCGGCCCAGGUCUGGGCGCUGGGGUGAGAGCCCAUGUUCCCCAGACUUUCAUGGUAGACUCUACCCAGGCUGGACAGGCCCCUCUGGAUGUCAAACUCUAUGGUCCAACAGGUACUGUGGAGCCUGUUGGUGUGAAGAACAAUGGUGAUGGCACCCACACAGUUCACUACACCCCAGCACAGGAUGGUCCCUACACUGUAGCAGUCAAAUAUGCAGAUCAGGAAGUCCCACACAGUCCUUUCAAGGUAAUGUCUCAGCCUGGGCAUGAUGCCAGUAAGGUGCGCGCCAGUGGCCCUGGUCUAGACACCAAAGGAGUGUCUGCAAGCCUGCCUGUUGAGUUCACCAUUGAUGCUCGUGAUGCUGGAGAGGGACUGCUUACUGUGCAGAUUCUGGACCCAGAGGGCAAACCAAAGAACGCAACCAUCCAAGACAACAGAGAUGGGACCUACACUGUGUCAUAUGUACCUGACUCUACAGGCCCCUACACCAUCACCAUCAAAUAUGGAGGAGAUGAAAUUCCCUACUCUCCAUACCGCAUCCAGUCCCUGCCAACAGGAGAUGCUAGCAAAUGUCGCCUCACAGUUUCAAUUGGAGGACAUGGCAUGUCAAAUCUCCAGAAGCUGCAGACCUCUGAGGAUACAGUCAUCACUGUGGAUGCUAAGGCUGCUGGGAAAGGCAAGGUGACCUGUAAGGUGCUGACCCCACAGGGGAUGGAGCUGGACAUGGAUGUGGUGGAGAAUCACGAUGGGACCUUUGACAUUUACUACACAGCCCCUGAACCUGGAAAAUAUGUUAUUACCAUCCGCUUUGGGGGGCAGAACAUCCCAAAGAGCCCCUUCCAUGUGGUGGCCACAAAUGAGCCAGUGGUUCCCCGCGAUACUGUGGAUCCUCUCUUCCGACCUGUUAACUUCCUGGUCCCUUUCACACCACAGCAAGGAGAAAUCACAGGUGAGGUGCGGAUGCCUUCUGGCAAGACUGCUCGCCCACAUAUCACCGACAACAAGGAUGGCACAAUCACUAUCAAGUACCAGCCCACUGAGAGAGGUCUCCAUGAGAUGGACAUCAAAUAUGAUGGAAAUCACAUUCCAGGAAGCCCACUGCAGUUUUAUGUAGAUGCUGUGAAUAGCGGAGUGGUGACUGCUUUUGGUCCAGGUCUGAGCUAUGGUAUGGUCAACAAAGCUGCCACUUUCACAGUGGUCACAAAGAAUGCAGGAGAAGGUGGGCUGUCCCUUGCAGUGGAGGGUCCAUCUAAAGCUGAGAUCACCUGUAAAGACAACAAAGAUGGCACCUGCACUGUGUCCUACCUGCCCACAGCUCCUGGAGAUUACAACAUCAUUGUCAAAUUUGACAACAAGCACAUUCCUGGCAGUCCCUUUACUGCCAAGAUCACUGGGGAUGACUCCAUAACCAGAACAUCCCAGCUGAAUGUCGGCACAGCAGCCGACGUGUCCCUGAAGAUUGCAGAGACUGAUCUGAGCUCUUUGACUGCCAGUAUCAGAGCUCCAUCAGGCAACGAAGAGCCCUGCCUGCUUAAGAGGCUGCCCAACAGACACCUUGGCAUCUCUUUCACCCCUAAGGAGGUUGGUGAGCACGAAGUGAGCGUGAGGAAGAAUGGCAUGCACGUGGCCAACAGCCCUUUUAAAAUCAUGGUUGGGCAGUCAGAGAUUGGCGAGGCCAGCAGAGUGAAGGCUUUCGGAAAAGGCUUGGUUGAAGCACACACUUUUGAAAUGGCAGAAUUUUUUGUGGAUAUAAGGAAUGCAGGUUAUGGAGGUCUUGCAUUGUCAAUUGAGGGUCCAAGCAAAGUGGAUAUCAACUGUGAAGAUGUGGAGGAUGGGACGUGCAGAGUGACAUACUGUCCAACAGAACCUGGAAGUUACACUGUUAACAUCAAGUUUGCUGAAAAGCACAUCCCAGGAAGCCCUUUCACAGUGAAGGUGACUGGAGAAGGAAGGAUCAAGGAGAGCAUUACUAGGAAGAGACAGGCAUCUUCUAUUGCUUCAGUGGGAAGCACAUGUGGUCUUAACCUCAAGAUCCCAGGAAACUGGUUCCAGAUGGUUUCAGCUCAGGAGAGACUGACCAGGACAUUCACCCGCAGCAGCCACACUUACACUCGCACUGAGCGCACAGAGAUCAGCAAAACCCGCGGUGGAGAGACCAAGAGAGAGGUUCGAGUGGAGGAGAGCACCCAGGUGGGAGGAGGAGGAAGCCCUUUCAGAGAUGUUUUUGGAGACUUUUUGGGCAGAGAGAGUCUCAGCAGCUUUGCUGGCAUUACCCCCAGACCUGAGGUUGAGAGUGGUUCCCAGGCCAUGACAGCUCAGGUGACCAGCCCCAGUGGGAAAACGGUGGAUGCUGACAUUGUGGACGGUGGGAGCAGCACGUACAGUGUACGCUUCAUCCCACAGGAAAUUGGACCCCACACUGUCAAUGUCAAAUACAGAGGCCAACAUGUUCCUGGUAGUCCUUUCCAGUUUACUGUGGGGCCCAUGGGUGAAGGUGGAGCACACAAGGUCCGCGCAGGAGGUCCUGGCCUGGAAAGAGGCGUUGCAGGAGCACCUUCUGAAUUUAGUAUCUGGACCAGAGAGGCAGGUGCUGGUGGGCUGUCUAUUGCAGUAGAAGGUCCUAGCAAGGCUGAAAUCUCAUUUGAAGACAGGAAGGAUGGGUCUUGCGGUGUCUCUUACAUAGUGAAAGAGCCAGGUGAUUAUGAAGUGUCAAUCAAAUUCAACAACGAGCACAUCCCUGACAGCCCCUUCAUUGUUCCAAUUGCUACACUGUCAAAUGAGGCCCGCAGGCUCACUGUGACAAGUCUUCAGGAGAAAGACUUGAAGGUAAACCAAGAGGCAUCCUUCAUGGUGCAGCGUAAUGGGGCCCGAGGUGUGGUGGAUGCAAAAGUUAACACACCAUCUGGCUCUUCUGAAGAAUGCUAUGUUUCUGAGCUUGACAGUGACAAAAGUGCAAUCUGCUUCAUUCCACGUGAGAAUGGAGUUCACUCCAUAGAUGUCAAGUUUAAUGGAUGCCACAUUCCUGGAAGCCCUUUCAAUGUGCGAGUGGGAGAUCCGGGGCUGAUUGGAGACCCGGGUAUGGUGACUGCACAUGGCCCUGGACUGCAGGGAGGAACCACAGGUGUAUCUUCAGAGUUUGUGGUCAACACCUGUAAUGCAGGCUCUGGUACUCUAUCAGUCAACAUCGAUGGGCCGUCAAAGGUGAAGAUGGACUGUCGGGAGUGUCCUGAGGGAUACAGGAUCACCUACACACCCAUGGCACCUGGCAACUAUCUCAUCACCAUCAAAUAUGGCGGGCCACAGCACAUAGUGGGCAGCCCUUUCAAAGCCAAAAUCACAGGUGCAAGGCUGUCAGGGGGACACAGCCUCCACGAGACAUCCUCUGUCUUGGUUGAAACUGUCACCAAAACCGCCAAAGUGGGUGGGGCCUACAGCUCCUCCUCUUCCACCACCUCAACUAAAUUGACAUCUGAUGCCAGCAAGGUGGUUUGUCGUGGAGCAGGACUGUCCAAAGCUUUGGUCGGGCAGAAGAAUAAUUUUACUGUUGAUUGCAGCAAUGCAGGUACCAACAUGCUGAUGGUAGGCGUGCACGGACCCCAUACACCCUGUGAAGAGGUAUACGUCAAACACAUGGGCAACAAGCUCUAUAAUGUCACCUACACUGUCAAAGACAAGGGGAGUUAUACUGUCAUUGUCAAAUGGGGUGAUGAUAACGUCCCUGGGAGCCCUUUUAAAGUGGCUGUCCCUUAAAAAGUAAAAAGAAACUGCACAAAUGCCAUCAUCCUUUUCUUUAUUGACCCGCCACUUUUUUCUCAUGAUCUGCACAAAUCAGCUGAUCUCCUCUACUUUUUUCUGGCACUUUAAUUUUGCAAAGGCUUUAUUGAUGGCAGCAUAUCUACUGUGCCAAAGUUUGUAUUAACGCCAGAAAAUCUGUUUUUGUAAUCACAACUAUGAAUAAACAUGCAGAGGGAUGUAGCGGUGGCAGUGAGGUUUAGAAGAACAUGAGUGAUGCUGGUUGAAUAAAUUGCCUGGUCCAUAAAAAAUUCCCCUGUGCUUUCUCUUUUGGUGUAAAUGGAUGAAUAAUACAGAAUGUUGAAAGAUGCUGGUGUAAUCAACAGUAUUACAGUGUGAUGCAAUGUGGUUUUGUAUGGUUUAAGAAUGUUACAUUGACUUUUUUUUUGUUAUAUUAACCUUUUUUGUUAAGUCUUUGCAGACCUAAUAAAGAUUUAAUUGCUAACUUUC